Tigriopus californicus is the source of this 1599-nucleotide messenger RNA. RefSeq names its product circadian locomoter output cycles protein kaput-like. Gene Ontology annotation, cellular component: aryl hydrocarbon receptor complex; nucleus. Gene Ontology annotation, biological process: regulation of transcription by RNA polymerase II. The record is from RefSeq and is a predicted model, not a curated record. Lineage: Eukaryota; Metazoa; Arthropoda; Copepoda; Harpacticoida; Harpacticidae. Gene Ontology annotation, molecular function: RNA polymerase II cis-regulatory region sequence-specific DNA binding; DNA-binding transcription factor activity, RNA polymerase II-specific.
UGGUUUAUGGAUGUGACCCAACAGGAUCAGUUCCUGGGCACGUGUGUGACCGGAUUAGGCUCAUUGCUCGGAUCCACGAGUUCGUCUCAAGUCGGAGCCGCUUUAGGCGGGGGUGCUCGGCCGCAGACCCAGGCCACCAUGACGGCCAUCACUCGAGAUUUGUCCAAAACGCUACGACUUCUGCGACAAAAUCAAGGUGGAGAUGUGUGGCGAGCUAUCCAAAGCAUUGAAGAGAAUGGAGGCCAUGUUGACGCAUUCUCCGGUUUUUUCGUGGUAUUGUCGGAAGACGUCGAUUGUUUGUACGUAUCUCCUAAUGUGCAUCGCCAUACGGGUUUGCAUCAAAAGGAAGUGAUGGGAGAAUCCUUCCUGAAGUUCAUUCACGAAGAGGACUGUGCUAAAGUGAUCCGUUUCAUGUCUCGUCAGAAAAACAACCUACCCGCUACCUCUACCUCCACCUUUACCUCCACUGCAGCUCCAUCCCCCACCCAAUCAUUGGCUUCCUGCCCCUCAACCACCUCCUCAGCAUCAGUAUCGUCCAAUUCAGCGAGGCCACUCAAUGGGUCCAAAAGUUCAAGCCGAAGACAAUUCUUCCAUUUUCGUUUCAUGCUCAAGGGGGAAUAUGACCACGUUAAUAUGAUGGGACAUUACAGGCAAAUAGGUGAAGACACGUUCAUAUUUCUGGGAAUCGUCCGACCAGUCGAGGAUCGACCAAUCACUGAUUUGAGUUUGGUUGAAGCCACCCAAAAUCAAUAUGUCACCCGGCAUCUCCCGGACGGGAAAAUAAUAUUUGCCGACCAUAGAAUCACCACGCACAUUGGUUACCUUCCAUCGGAAGUGGCGGGGAAAUCUGCGUUUAAUUACAUUCUUGGCGAAGACCUUCCUUGGACUACCAUGGCCCAAAGACACAUGUUUGCCAACACGAGUGGUGAGGGUUUCACCACCUAUCGGUUGUUGUGCCGGGAUGGCAAUUAUAUUACUUUACAAACUAGAGGCUACCUCGAAUUCAAUAAGCACACUCAAAAAGUGGAGUCCUUUAUGGCCGUCAACACUAUACUCGAUGAUGAAGAGGGCAAGAAGUAUUUAGAGCAACAACGGGAACGUUUCACUCCAUACAUCGAAAUUUAUGAGAGGGAAAUAAUCAAUGAUAACCAAUCCACCAAACAACUUAAACUCUUGCUGUCCAGCAUCAAUAAAACUGUUGAUCCCCGAAAACGUCAAAUCCCGAUGGAAUCAGCCCUUGGUUCAAGUCGAUGCCACGAGGAUUCUGAAAGUGAUCGAGCUAGGGCCCCGAAAUAUCGCGUCUUGGAAGGCAAUCGAGUGGUGGAGAUCGAAAGCAGCAAUGGGAACGGAAUCGAAAUUAUAUCCCAAGUUGGAACAACCACGGAAGACGCUGGAAGCCCAAAAAAACAAAAAGACACAGGAGGAUCUCCGUGAAACGGAUUCAUGGUUUGUAAGUGAAACUUAUCGGGUAUGAAGAAAGUUUUAGUAUUCAUUCCAACGCCAAUCUACUCUACGAGUCGCAAUGCUCCUUUCAAAUAACAUGCUAAAUAUGACAAACACGUUUUAAGACUGAAAUAUAUCGCUUUAUAUUUCAAACGA